Molecule: messenger RNA, 1668 nt
Organism: Rhizoctonia solani
Lineage: Eukaryota; Fungi; Basidiomycota; Agaricomycetes; Cantharellales; Ceratobasidiaceae
Product: Rho GDP-dissociation inhibitor
Exons: 10
Coding region: 1-1668 (555 amino acids)
Biological process (GO): Rho protein signal transduction; carbohydrate metabolic process
Cellular component (GO): cytoplasm
Molecular function (GO): Rho GDP-dissociation inhibitor activity; protein binding
Source: RefSeq, a predicted model, not a curated record
AUGUCUGCCCCCCAGGAAUACGAUGAAGAUUUGAACCCCACCACUACCGCUGGCUACAAGGUCACAGCCAAAAAGACAGUUGACGAAUACGCUAACCUGGACGCCAACGACGAGUCGCUCGUACGCUGGAAGGCAUCCCUGGGAAUCGGUGCUGGGGGCGCUCCAGGUGCUGAAGCCAAGUUUAUUAUCAAGGAACUCUUCUUGAAAUCGGAUACGCUGCCCCCCGGAAAGACGGUUAGCUUAAACUUGGCUGACAAGGAGGCUAUGGAAGCAGCCAAGAAAAAGCCGAUUACGAUCAAGGAAGGGAUAGACUACAGCGUCGGCCUGAAAUUCGAGAUAGAAAACGACGUAAUCUCUGGCCUUCGCUAUCUUCAUGUUGUUAAGCGGGCUGGUAUCAAAGUCGACAAGCUUGAACAGAUGAUCGGCUCCUUUGGGCCCAAGGAGGGGGAGCAUAGUGUCAAUUUCGUCACGGAGGAAUCACCUUCAGGGAUAAUAGCACGUUCGGGCACAUACGACGUUGUAAGCCGAAUCACGGACGACGAUGGGCACGUUCACGCAGUCUAUGGCCCACUAGGGCUCAAGAUUCCAAAUCCUAUGGAUGCUUCUCUUAGUCCUGGUUCGGUGUACUCGGUCACAGACAGGAUCGUCCAAACGCGGAACCCCUUGAUAGCUGAAGGUUUCGUCUCUGACAGUGCGGUCGGCGAUCCUCCCAGUCUAGGUGUUGCAAUGCUUUUAGCAAACUUUUCAGGCGCAGCUGGAGGAGACUACAACACUGCUAUUCAGCAACAAUUGGAUUAUCUCUUGACCAAAGCCCCACGGAACACUGACGGCGCAAUAUCGCACCGAAUCGAGCAAGUCCAACUUUGGAGUGACAACGUAUACAUGGUCCCGCCGUUUUUGGCCUACUAUGGGGCGCUUCAUAAUAACGCUUCGAUGAUGACGGAAGCAUUCCACCAAGUGCAAACAUACCGUAACACCUUGAAGGUUGACAGGUACACAGGAUUAUGGAGGCAUAUUCAACUUGGUGAAAACGUGGAUGUGGGCCACUGGUCGACAGGAAACGGCUGGGCUGCAGCUGGAAUGAUGCGUGUAUUGGCAACCAUGGCCAACUCUCCACUAGGGGCGUCUUAUCCUAAUGAGCAAGCUCUUCUUGCUCGUUGGAUUUCGGGGAUUUUGACUUCGGCCUGGGCGUAUCAACUGCCGAAUGGCACUCUUUACAAUUAUGCAGACCUUUCUUCACCGGCUUCUGUAACGCCGUCCUAUACUGCGUCCCCAUCCACCGCCUUUUCGGAUGCAUCUGGGACUGCUCUUCUAGCAGCGACGACAUAUAGACUUGCAACGCACCUUGUACGCCAUCCGACUCUCACUUUUCAAGACAAUGGUGCUUCCACGACUCGGUCUCUGACAGCGAUAUUGGCUGGAGAAGGCUACAGUGUCCGCUCGCUACUUGACCCGGCUGCUCUUGCUCGCAAAGGUGUCUCCGAAAGUAUCGAUCCUAGCACAGGGUGGUUACAGAACGUUGCCAAUCCGUACAGCUAUUCGCAGCGCGGCACGGUUAGCCCUGAAGGACAAGCGUUUGUUCUUAUGCUCGAAGCCGCAGCAAGAGACUGGGAGUCUACGAUCAAGACAACCGACCGAAACGCUCUCGAAGCAUCUUUGGGAGCAUGA